Molecule: messenger RNA, 2707 nt
Organism: Daucus carota subsp. sativus
Lineage: Eukaryota; Viridiplantae; Streptophyta; Magnoliopsida; Apiales; Apiaceae
Exons: 7
Coding region: 270-2363 (697 amino acids)
Biological process (GO): peptidyl-serine phosphorylation; peptidyl-threonine phosphorylation
Cellular component (GO): cytoplasm
Molecular function (GO): protein serine/threonine kinase activity; ATP binding; protein tyrosine kinase activity
Source: RefSeq, a predicted model, not a curated record
GAGAGUUGUUAUCUUGCCUUCAGUUUUACAGUCAGUACUAGAUACUCUUCUCUCAUCUCUCUCUCUCUCAUCCCUCUCAUCUCUCUCUCUCUCUCUCUCUCUCUCUCUCUCUCUCUCUCUCUCUCCCCCUCCCUCUCUCACAUCUCUCUCUCUCCAAACUUUUAUAUACAAACUAUGCAACCCCCAACUCUACACUCACUUCUCACCUUUCACUAUGACCAUCUCUCUUUUUCCUCUUUGAUCACUAACACUAUUAUCACUGUUUCAUCAUGUCUGUUUCUGACAUAGAACUUGUGUUGGAGUUCUUGAGGAAAAAUGGUUUGUCUAGCUGUGAAACAGCCCUUAUGGAGGACAUUAUCGAGAAAUCGGAGCUAGGUGGUGUUGAUUUUCAGAGAUUUUUGUUCCCUGUGCUUCCGCCUCCCCCGGAGCUAAAGAUUUUGACUAUAAGGUCGCAUGAGAAGGUCUUGGAUGGUGGUGAUUCUGUUUCGGAUUCGUCGAAUGAUGAGUUUGUCAGCGUUGAUUCUUCUACUACUGAUUUGUAUCCUUCAGAUUUCACAAAUCCGUAUGGAGUUCGUGCUGUGGGAGUGGCAAGUUCUCAAGCCUCAUCAGAUAGAUUGUCACAAUUUGGCACAGCACGGGAUUACCAUGACUUUGAUUUGCAAAAUGACUUGAAUUGGUACAAGCACAAAGAAGACGACUGUGAUACUAUGCCUCCUUGUUUGGGCAGCUCCGACUUUUAUGGCGAACCUAGUGAAGACAAGUUUGUCAUGACUUUUCAGAAGCAGGAUCGAUGUGUAAAUGAUUUGGAUUCUAAACACGAGUUAGAGACAGGUCAAUCAAUCCCAAAAAAUGAUCACGCUGAUGAAUCCUGGUCUUUUCAUCCCAUGGACAGCGUAAAAGCUGAGGUUGAAGUUAAAGAUUACUAUGACUUGGACGAAAGCAGCUACCAUAGAGAUGGAAUCAAGACUGAUAAAAACAGCUAUCUUGAUCAUGCCUUUUAUGGCGGGGAUUCUGAACUAGAGAUUCUCGCGGAUCUCAAAGAAAGCAAUUUUCAGUUUAAGGCAACAGGGAAUAGACCAAAUGAAUAUGUUCUCACUGUGGAGCACGAAACAGAUACCAGCUGCAUUUUUCGAGAUCUUAAGAGCCCCUUGAUAUUAAAUGAUCAGAUUGGUGAGGAAGGUUCCUGUGAAGGUAGAAUAUGUAACUUUGACGGUGAAGACGACAACGAAGUAAAUAAAGAUUCUUAUGAGAAUAAUAUUGCUGGUGAUGAAGGUGGCAGCGCUACUGGUGAUGAGCUUCUUUAUACCGCUAAUGAGGAGGAUUACGAAGUAUUCAAUUUAAGGAUUAUACACAGGAAGAAUAGAACUGGAUUCGAAGAGAACAAAGAUUUUCCUAUUGUUAUGAACACCAUGAUUGCUGGGAGAUAUUACAUUACGGAAUACCUAGGUUCAGCUGCUUUUAGCAAAGUGGUUCAGGCACAUGAUCUUCUAAUGGGAGUGGAUGUGUGCUUGAAGAUCAUUAAAAAUGAUAAAGAUUUUUUUGAUCAAAGUUUAGAUGAAAUCAAACUUCUGAAGUUUGUAAACAAGCACGAUCCUGGUGAUGAACACCACAUUCUCCGUCUUUAUGAUUAUUUCUAUUACCAGGAACAUCUCUUCAUUGUUUGUGAACUUCUGCGAGCAAACUUGUAUGAAUUUCAAAAAUUCAAUAGAGAAUCUGGCGGAGAGCCUUAUUUCAAAAUGAGCAGGUUGCAGACUAUAACCAGACAAUGUUUAGAAGCAUUAGUUUAUUUGCACGGCCUGGGAAUCAUUCAUUGUGACUUGAAGCCUGAAAAUAUACUAGUCAAGAGUUAUCGGAAAUGUGAGAUAAAGGUUAUAGAUCUUGGAAGUAGCUGUUUCCAGAGUGACAACUUGUCCCUGUAUGUGCAAUCUCGGUCCUACAGGGCUCCUGAAGUCAUCCUUGGCCACUCAUAUGACCACAAGAUUGAUCUCUGGUCUCUUGGCUGUAUCUUGGCUGAGCUUUAUUCCGGAGAGGUUCUGUUUCCAAAUGAACCUAUGGUAAUGCUACUUGGACGCAUGAUUGGAAUUCUUGGUCCCAUAGAUAUGGAAAUGUUGGCUACAGGACAAGAUACAGACAAGUAUUUCACGAAGGAAUAUGAUCUGUAUCACAUAAACGAGGAUACAAAUCAACUGGAGUACAUAAUUCCAGAAGAGUCAUCACUCGAGGAUCACCUGCAAAUUUCUGAUGUGGGACUUGCAAAUUUCUUAAGGGAUUUACUCGAAAUAAAUCCAUUAAGACGCAUUACUGCGAGUGAGGCAUUAGAGCAUCCUUGGCUAUCUUAUUCUUAUGAAUCUAGUUUCUGCUGAGUGAACACUUUUUGCGUGGCUACGAAUCAAUAUCUAAAGCAAAUCACGAGCUUUUAUUUUUGUUAACAAAACACCAAUUUACAUGGCUGAGAUCCCCAAUGCCUUUACCGUAUUUUUUAGUGAUCGCUUAAUAUUAAGGCAAUUUUCGAUGACUUUUAGCACUGGGGAAUAUACGGAGAACUGCUAUUUCUUUUCCCAUCCUCUUUCCAAUCCCCCACUCUCCCUUUACCUGCAUUUGUUUCCCUUUUGUGGGAGUGGAUUGGUUUGUAUUUCAAACAAUCAACAAUGGUCCAUGUAUCUAAGAGCAAAGGUAUAAAUUUUUAAAGUACUACUGUUCUUUAUAC